Dacryopinax primogenitus is the source of this 1543-nucleotide messenger RNA. RefSeq names its product MFS general substrate transporter. The transcript has 11 exons. Gene Ontology annotation, biological process: transmembrane transport. Bases 120 to 1502 code for a protein of 460 amino acids. The record is from RefSeq and is a predicted model, not a curated record. Gene Ontology annotation, cellular component: fungal-type vacuole membrane. NCBI's taxonomy places the organism in Eukaryota, Fungi, Basidiomycota, Dacrymycetes, Dacrymycetales, Dacrymycetaceae. Gene Ontology annotation, molecular function: transmembrane transporter activity.
GGGCCAUCUUCUUCACCGUGGAAUUCAUGCAGCGCUGGCGUGUACACUCAGUGGAAAUGAGGGCUUACUGCAUAUCUCCAUAAGCGUCUCCUCUUGAACCUCUACGAACGACAACUACUAUGGAUUCGCAAAUGACUCUUAGCAAUGGGAGUGCUGGGGGAACUCACGAAAAGACACGGCCAUCUGGCGAGGGAUCUUUGGAGCUUCCAACACCAUCCUCUAUCGAGGCUGUAGUCCAGGGGCAGGAAAAACCUGCCGAUCGCGCAUCCGCACCGACGUUGCCACACCAUACGUACCCGGAAGGUGGCCUGCGGGGCUGGCUCACAGUCGCCGGUGCUUGGCUCUGCCUUGUCUGUACAUUUGGUUACACCAAUGCCUACGGCGUGUAUCAGUCGUAUUACGUGCAGACGAUGCUUCCGUCCUCCUCAACGUCCGCAAUCUCAUGGAUCGGCUCCCUUCAACUCUUUUUUCUCUUCGCUAUGGGAUUGCCAACGGGGAGAUUGUUUGACGCCGGAUACUUCAGGCAUUUGAUGAUAGGUGGGAUGGUGAUCAUGGUCGGAAGUUUGUUUGCGCAAAGCGCUGCGCAACACGACCAAUACUAUCAGGUCUUUCUCAGCCAAGCAGUCGGGCAAGGAAUUGGCGGUGGGAUGCUAUACCUCCCGGCCAUCAGUAUCAUAUCCCACUACUUCCAGAAACGACGCGCUCUAGCGAUUGGAGUUGUUCAGUCUGGCUCCUCCACCGGAGGAAUUGUCUUCCCCAUUUUGCUGAGUAAUUUGUUUGUUGAAGUUGGAUACGUUUGGGCGGUCCGUAUCACGGGUUUCAUUAUGCUAGGGCUGUUGUUGGCCGCCAACCUGCUGGCUUCUCCACGCUUAGCUCCGAAGAAGGAUCAUCCGAAGCCUGAUUUACGCCGCUUCUUCACCGAUCCUCCGUACAUCACCGCAGUACUGGGAAUGGUCCUUGUCUGGUGGGGUCUUUUCUACCCUUUCUUCUACAUUCAACUGUUUGCUUCCAGUCACGGCUUAUCAGACAACUAUGCAUUCUAUACCAUUGCCAUUAUCAACGCAGCUUCAAUGAUAGGGAGAACCUUGCCAAACGUCUUCGCGGACAAGACCGGUAUAAUGCCUUUGCUUGUUCCGUCAACUGCGGUAUCGGCCAUCUUAUUGUUGAUUCUGAUUGCGUGCACCAAUAUGGCAGGAGUCACAGUCUUCUGUGUGUUAUUCGGUCUGUUUUCCGGAGCCUUUAUCAGUCUUAUGGCGCCCAUGUUUGCCAUCAUGUCAGACCACGUCUUUGAGAUCGGCAUUCGGUUCGGAUUUUCCAUUUUCAUUAUGGCAUUUGCUGGUCUCACAGGAACACCAAUCACGGGAGCACUAGUGGGCAAUAGUCCACCGUACAUCUGGUACAGGCCAUGCGUGUUUGCCGGCGUAUGCAUGCUGGGAGGGACGGGGCUUCUUACCUUCUCAUGGUUGGCACUCGGACGGAAGCAGGGACAUCUGAUGGUGUGAUGCAUCGUAAAGGUGUUGACAUAAUAGAAAAUGAUAUAUUU